UCCGGAGCGCGCGCUGCGCGUCCCCGCUUGUUGUUCCCGCAGAGAGGGCAGAAGAUGGCGGCCGUGUCGAGCGGUGCUGCCGCCGCCGGGAUACCGAACCCGAACGCGAACCGAGCCGCCGCGGCGGUUGUCGGCCGCCCGCCCCCCGUGCGCGUCGGCUACUACGAAAUGGAGCGGACCAUCGGGAAGGGCAAUUUCGCCGUGGUCAAACUCGCCACGCACAUGAUCACCAGAGCGAAGGUUGCGAUAAAGAUCGUGGAUAAGACUCAGCUGGACGAUGAGAAUCUGAAGAAGAUCUUCCGGGAGGUUCAGAUCAUGAAGAUGCUGCGACACCCUCACAUCAUCCGUCUGUACCAGGUGAUGGAGACGGAGCGGAUGAUCUAUCUGGUGACCGAGUACGCCAGCGGAGGAGAGAUCUUCGAUCAUCUCGUGGCUCACGGACGGAUGGCGGAGAAAGACGCGCGGCGGAAGUUCAAGCAGAUCGUAGCGGCGGUUUAUUUCUGUCACUGCAGGAACAUCGUCCACAGAGACCUGAAGGCAGAAAACCUGCUGCUGGACCACAACCUCAACAUCAAGAUCGCAGAUUUCGGCUUCAGUAAUCUGUUCUCUCGAGGACAGCUGCUGAAGACGUGGUGUGGCAGUCCUCCGUACGCCGCGCCCGAGCUCUUCGAGGGGAAAGAGUAUGACGGACCUAAAGUGGACAUAUGGAGUUUGGGUGUGGUGUUGUAUGUCCUGGUCUGUGGCGCGUUACCAUUUGAUGGAAGCACUUUACAGAACCUCCGCGCACGAGUCCUCAGUGGAAAGUUCCGGAUCCCGUUCUUCAUGUCCACAGACUGUGAGUAUCUGAUCAGACACAUGUUGGUUCUGGAACCCAGUCGACGGCUUUCAAUGGAGCAGAUCUGCAAGAACAAGUGGAUGAGACAAGGAGACCCCGACACCGAGUUUGACAGACUGAUAGCAGAAUGUGAGCAGGUGAAGGUGGAGAGAGAAACGGAGUUAAUUAAUGAGCAGGUGCUGAUGGCCAUGUCAGAAAUGGGCUUCGACCGCGAGCGGACCUUACAGUCUCUGCAGACGGAUGCCUAUGAUCACUACAGCGCCACCUACAGUCUGCUGUCUGACAAACUCAAGCGGCACAAGAACCUGUGUGUUGCUCCACCCACGCCCCGCCCCCUCUACCCGCUCAACACCAUGCAGGAUCAGAGUAGCGCUGUCAGUAUGACGGUACCGCAGGUUCAGCUCAUAAACCCAGAGAAUCAGAUCGUCGAGACGGACGGGACGAUGGCUUUGGACAGUGAUGAGGGAGAAGAGCCCAGUCCAGAAGCGAUGGCCCGAUACCUGUCCAUGAGACGCCACACUGUGGGCGUUCCCGACCCCAGGGCUGAGAUUCAGGAGGAUCUUCAGAAACUGGCCCCUGGGUUUCCGCGUGUGGCCCCUCAGCCGCCCUUCCCGCCGCUGGUUCCCACCAUGGCGCAGAUGCAUCUGAUGCCGACCCCGAAUCUGCAGCCCACGCAGCAGCUGGAGUACAAGGAACAGUCUCUCCUGCAGCCUCCCACCCUGCAGCUGCUGAAUGGCAUGGGUCCCCUGGGCCGCCGGGCGUCUGACGGCGGAGCCAACAUUCAGCUUCACGCGCAGCAGCUCUUGAAGAGGCCGCGCGGUCAGUCGCCGUUGGUCACCAGCCCGCAUCCGAUCCCGGCCGUGACUCCGGUGGAUGAGGAGGGAUCUGACGCCGAGCCGGAUCCGGAGGCCGUUCAGAGGUCGUCGUAUAAGGACUGUAACACUCUUCACCUGCCGAUGGAGCGCUUCUCUCCCGUCAGACGCUUCUCAGACGGAGCCGCCACCAUCCAAGCGUUCAAGGCCCAGCUGGAGAACAACAGCCUGAUCCGACAGCUCAAACAGGAGUGUGAGCAGCUUCAGAAGAUGUACGCGGCUCCGCAGGACGAGCGUCUGAGGGAGCACACACAGCAGCAGCACAUUCUCUACCAGCAAAUACAGGCCCUGUCUUUGGGACAUGGAGAAAACCAGCCCAGCAGUCACCUGACAUACCAGCUACAGAGGUUGCGUAUUCAGCCCUCCAGUCCUCCUCCUUCGCAUCCCAACAACCACCUCUUCAGGCCAGCCAAUCAGAGUCCUCCGGGGAGUCAGGGGAUGAUGCAGGCACACGGCGGGCCGUCUGCGGUUCAGUUUCAGCAUGGCUCCGCCCUCUACCAGUCUCCUAGCGACAGCCCUCCCCCCACCAGCCUCCCCCGCAUGGCGCUGCCCAAUCAGCAGCCUCCGCCAGGCUCCGCCCGCUCACUAGCGCAGACCCUCCCACAGCAGCAGCAGCAGGUGACCAUUCAGGUGCAGGAGGUGGAGCUCGGGGGCGGAGCCCAGCGGCAGGGUUUCCUAGCAACACCGCCUCACAGAGUUCUGGGGAAGCAGCUGAGCGCAGAUAACGCGGAAACACACAGUCGCAGUUUGAGUCGCUUCCACACUUCCACGUACGAGCAGUUUAACCCGCACAUGUUCGGCGAGGGCGGUGUGAGCGGCGUCAUCGGCACUUAUAACCCCUACCUGCAGGGGGUGUCUCUGAAGGUGCCGGGGCUGGAGGGCUAUCAGGGCUAUCCGUCUGCACUGCAGCAGGCUCUGCUCUCUCCCACGCCGCUGGAGUAUCGUCCGGUCCAGCAGCACGUCACGCCGACCCUGCAGGGGCUGCUCUCGCCGCGGCACUCGCUCACGGGACACACCGACCCCCGCCUGCCUCCGCAGGACCUCGCCGCGCUGCUCAAACGCCAGAGCCUGCACCCGGCCCCGCCCACAGCCACGCCCACCAACCCGCAGGACUACGGAGAGAUGCUGCUGCUGCAGCAACUGGGCCAAGCCGCCGAGAGCUUAGAGCCCGCCCCUCCGCAAGCCCCGCCCACACAGCACUACCAUCACCUGCUCCAAAUCAGGACCCCGGCCGAGUGCCCCGCCCCGCCCCUCCCUCACUCGGAGAGCAUGGAGGAGGACGAUGAGAUGCCGGCCUAUCACGAGGGCCUGCUGGCCAAAGCCGCCGCCCCCUGCACUGAGGGACAGGAGCUGCUGGCUCCGCCCCCUGGCAGCACGCCGCCAUACUCCUCCCCCACACACAGACACGCCUACAUGCACAGCACCACGGCAGCCAGAGAGGCGUGUGCUGAGGCUGCAGAGUGUCGGGUGAUGGAGGGAGAUCAUAACGGUUACAGCUCAUGCGCCGCGCAGGGAGACACUUACAGACCGCGAGCAUCAUUACAGAGACACCACACCAUCCAGACCUGCGACGAUGCUUACGAGCAGGUGGAGCCCAUGUCUGGAAUGAGCUUAUUGGCUGGGAAGGUGCUAAGCUCCGCCCGCAUGUCAGACAUCCUCAGCCAAUCAUCUCUGACAGGAAGCCAGCAGCUGCAGCAGAGGGAGGGGUCAGCGUGUGACGUGGAGGCAGACGUUCACCCCGCCACGUGUUACCCGUCCUCCUGCACCAGUGACAUGCUGCUAAGCUACAAAACCCCCGAUCUGCAGUACAGCGUGGAGCAGGCCGGGGUCUAAUGAACACAGGGGUGUAUUUGCUGUAUAAAGCUCAUAUCCGUCUGCUGUGUUGUGCUGUCAUGCCAAAUCCUCAUCGUCUGUCUGUCGGGGUGCCGUGGGUGUGGCCUGCACGCAGGGGGCGGAGCUCUCGGCUUCCUCUUCCGUGCCGCUGGGAGUGUCUCUGAUUGGCUGCAGCCCCUCCCACACCCCAAGCCCCUCCUACCGUUGCCAUAGCAGCGCUUUUGCCACUCCGAUGUACAAGGCAAA
Sinocyclocheilus rhinocerous is the source of this 3786-nucleotide messenger RNA. RefSeq names its product SIK family kinase 3 (gene sik3). The record is from RefSeq and is a predicted model, not a curated record. Lineage: Eukaryota; Metazoa; Chordata; Actinopteri; Cypriniformes; Cyprinidae. Gene Ontology annotation, biological process: microtubule cytoskeleton organization; protein phosphorylation; intracellular signal transduction. Gene Ontology annotation, molecular function: ATP binding; tau-protein kinase activity. The transcript has 24 exons. Bases 55 to 3540 code for a protein of 1161 amino acids. Gene Ontology annotation, cellular component: cytoplasm.